GAACCGCAAGUUUCUGCGGCGACGGCGGCGGCUGCGGGACUCAGAGCGGAAUCCGGGGGAGCGGGCGGAGCGCGACCGCAGCCCGACGGAGGGCACGGGCGGGGACCAGAUCUCCCCGAGCACAGUGGGAGCCGCCACCCGCCGCGCCGCUGCCUGCCCCAGCCGACCGGCGCCGAGGAGGGAGCCCAAAAAGUAUGGCUGAGGAGGCGGCGCCUAGCGAGUCCCCGGCCGCCGGCCGGCCGAGCUGGGAACUUUGUGCCGGGGCUCUCCGGGGCCGGCGGGAGGCGGUGGGGCGCGGGGACACCACCGGUCCCCGCCGCCCCCGGGCUGACCCCCGGCGCUGGCCUAGUGGGCUGCUGCUGCUGCUUUGGCUGCUGGAAGCUCCGCUGCUGUUGGGGGUCCGAGCGCAGGCGGCGGGCCAGGUACCCGGGCCGGGCCAGCAAGCCCCGCCGCCGCCCCAGCAGCAGCAGAGCGGGCAGCAGUACAACGGCGAACGGGGCAUCUCCAUCCCGGACCACGGCUACUGCCAGCCCAUAUCCAUCCCGCUGUGCACGGACAUCGCGUACAACCAGACCAUCAUGCCCAACCUGCUGGGCCACACGAAUCAGGAGGACGCGGGCCUGGAGGUGCACCAGUUCUACCCGCUGGUGAAGGUGCAGUGCUCCGCCGAGCUCAAGUUCUUCCUGUGCUCCAUGUAUGCGCCCGUGUGCACCGUGCUGGAGCAGGCGCUGCCGCCCUGCCGCUCCCUGUGCGAGCGCGCACGCCAGGGUUGCGAGGCGCUCAUGAACAAGUUCGGCUUCCAGUGGCCAGACACGCUCAAGUGCGAGAAGUUCCCGGUGCAUGGCGCAGGAGAGCUGUGCGUGGGCCAGAACACGUCCGACAAAGGUACCCCGACUCCCUCCUUGCUGCCGGAGUUCUGGACCAGUAAUCCGCAGCACGGCGGCGGUUAUCGCGGCGGCUACCCGGGGGGCGCCGGCCCGGUGGAGCGGGGCAAGUUCUCCUGCCCGCGCGCUCUCAGGGUGCCCUCCUACCUCAACUACCACUUUCUGGGGGAGAAGGACUGCGGCGCGCCCUGCGAGCCCACUAAGGUAUACGGGCUCAUGUACUUUGGGCCGGAGGAGCUGCGCUUCUCGCGCACCUGGAUUGGCAUCUGGUCCGUGCUGUGCUGCGCCUCCACGCUCUUCACGGUACUCACGUACCUGGUGGACAUGCGGCGCUUCAGCUACCCGGAACGACCCAUCAUUUUCCUGUCCGGCUGUUACACAGCGGUGGCCGUGGCCUACAUCGCUGGCUUUCUGCUGGAGGACCGGGUGGUGUGUAACGACAAGUUUGCAGAGGACGGGGCGCGCACCGUGGCGCAGGGCACUAAGAAGGAGGGCUGCACUAUCCUCUUUAUGAUGCUCUACUUCUUCAGCAUGGCCAGCUCCAUCUGGUGGGUGAUCCUGUCCCUCACCUGGUUCCUGGCAGCCGGCAUGAAGUGGGGCCACGAAGCCAUCGAGGCCAACUCACAGUAUUUUCACCUAGCCGCCUGGGCUGUGCCAGCCAUCAAAACUAUAACCAUCCUGGCGUUGGGCCAGGUGGACGGCGAUGUACUGAGUGGAGUGUGUUUUGUAGGGCUUAACAACGUGGACGCGCUGCGUGGCUUUGUGCUGGCGCCGCUCUUCGUCUAUCUGUUCAUCGGCACCUCUUUCCUGCUGGCCGGUUUCGUGUCGCUCUUCCGCAUCCGCACCAUUAUGAAGCACGAUGGCACCAAGACCGAGAAGCUGGAGAAGCUCAUGGUGCGCAUCGGAGUCUUCAGCGUGCUCUACACCGUGCCGGCCACCAUCGUCAUCGCCUGCUACUUCUACGAGCAGGCCUUCCGGGACCAGUGGGAGCGCAGCUGGGUGGCCCAGAGCUGCAAGAGUUAUGCCAUCCCCUGCCCUCACCUCCAGGGGGGUGGAGGCGUCCCACCACACCCGCCCAUGACUCCCGACUUUACCGUCUUCAUGAUCAAGUAUCUCAUGACGCUGAUCGUGGGCAUCACGUCGGGCUUCUGGAUCUGGUCUGGCAAGACACUGAACUCCUGGAGGAAGUUCUACACGAGGCUCACCAACAGCAAACAGGGGGAGACUACCGUCUGAGACCCGAACUCUGCCUUCCCCGCUUCUUGGUCGGAUCCCAGCCCUGGCCCGAAAGCUGGCCCCAAGGAACUCCUGCCAAGCCUGGCCACUCCGGGCUUCCUCGCUAGACACUCAGCUUUUGCAGGCUCCUUUCAACAAACAGCACAGCUCCUGCAAAAGCUUCCGUCCCAGGGGUAAAGGAAAGAGAGGGCCGAAGUGCCAGAGGGGUGUGUGUGUGGACCGAUCUCUCUAGCCCUAGCUCUGAUACCAGGGACUGUACGCUUUUAUGAUUGUAAAUAGCCUCUGUAAGAUUUUUGUAAGUAUAUUUGUAUUUAAAGACUACCGAACAACGCGAUUUUUUUUUCUUUUUAAAAAUGUUUAAUUAUUUAGGGCGGUUUAAGCAUUCGAAGCUUUUCUCACUUGCCUUUUUCGGAAGACUGCAGAGGAGGUAAAACAGAGCACUUGCUGAGUGCCCUGUGCCCUUAGCCCAGUCGUGGGAGCAUGGGCCUGGCUAUCGCACUGGGGGCUGUGACAUGGGUUGCCUCUCCAGGGUCAUUUCCCACCGCGUCCUUCAACUUCCCCCCACCUCCCCGCCCCUUGCGUGCGUGCGUGGAAACUUUUAAGGUGCGGAACUCCACAGUUUCCCCGCUCCUGAGGUGGGCCCCGCCCAUUCCAGUCCCCUCCCCCUUUCAGAGGCAGCGUGUGAGGCUUGUCCCUGUGACUUCCCGAUGCUGAUUUUUUCACAACCACCUUCCAGCUUCAUAGAGGCCCGCAGGGUGAUCACUGCCCGUUGACCCAACCUCCCUCUCCCUUGAUGUUCCUCGCCCAGAUGUUCCUACCUAAACUGGUCAGAGAGUAGGUGCAGUGACCAAUGCCUAACUUUAGAAAAGCUGACUUUUUAUGGGUGAGCUCUUUUGCUUUAGUGACUAAAACCUGCUAUGGGUUUGGCCAUUAGUGAGACUGUGGAAGAGCUUUGUGUGGGUUGGAAGAAACGGAAGGAGAUUAUAAAGUGUUCUAAUUACAUUUUGAUGGCUGGCAACCUGCUCCCCACCCCCACUCCCCUCCCGUGAGGAGACUGCCUGCUUUUAGAUUUUAUCCUACGAAAUGGAGACUUUGAGGUCGCCUGGAAAGCUUAGUGAAGGAGCUGAUCUUUGCUUUCCUUAACAGGAUAGCAGAGCAUACAGAAAAUAUGAAAAGCUGAAGGAGGUCUCAGUGGAGUGGACUUCCUCAGAAUGAAAUGCUGUUUCCUGGUUUUGAUCAAAUUAUAAUUAGACUUAUAUCAACUUUACAACGGAGAAGUUGUACACUAUGAACACAUUAUGAUUACUCAGCAACACAUUCUGAGGGAGGAACCAUCCACACCCCCAGGAGUAGCCUGGUAUACUUCAGAAGGUACAGGAGGUAAACGAAUUGAUGGAUGAGAGAAACAAAUACAAUCUGGCAUGCAUGCCGAGUCGGAAGUGUGUACAUUCCUACUGCAUCCUACCGUUUGUGCUUCUGUUUGGAUUUACGGCAGUGUGUCAAGUGUAAAUCUCUCAAAGCCAUUUACAAACAUUCACUUUAGUUCUCUAUGAAGAGGAGAAAAGCAAUCCUCCUGAUUGUAGUGUUUAAACUUUUAAGAGUUUAUCAAAAAUGCCGGCACCUAAGACCUAAAUUUAUCUAUGGCUGUCAUUUCCAAAAAUGACGUUGGUUUUUGAAUUUGGUAUGCAUUUAUUCUGUUCAUUUAUCACAAAACCAUUUAUAUUUAUAGAGGAAUAGAAGUUUAUAUAUAUAAAGUGCCAUAUUUUUAAUUUCGCAAAUAAAAAAGUGAAAGUUUUGUACGAAAUUA
Messenger RNA from Peromyscus leucopus (white-footed mouse), 3927 nucleotides. It is a transcript of the gene Fzd1, whose product is annotated as frizzled class receptor 1. Gene Ontology annotation, biological process: canonical Wnt signaling pathway; non-canonical Wnt signaling pathway. Lineage: Eukaryota; Metazoa; Chordata; Mammalia; Rodentia; Cricetidae. The transcript has a single exon. The record is from RefSeq and is a predicted model, not a curated record. The coding region runs from base 195 to 2120 and encodes 641 amino acids. Gene Ontology annotation, molecular function: Wnt receptor activity; Wnt-protein binding. Gene Ontology annotation, cellular component: plasma membrane.